AUGGAGACCAAGAAGUUCACUAGGAAGGAGAUCGCCGAGAGGGACACCAAAGCGGAGACGGUGUUCGUUAUAGCCAACAAAGUGUACGACGUCACCAAAUUCGUCGACGACCACCCCGGAGGACAUGAGAUCCUCAUGAACGUGGCCGGUAAAGACGCCUCGGAACAGUUCGAGGACGCCGGCCACAGCCUGGACGCCAAAGAGCUAAUGAACAAGUACUACAUCGGGGAGCUGGUGGAUCAGGACAAGCGGCAUAACAUCGACCGCAACGUGAACUGGAACCUGCCGCCGGUGUCCGAGGAACCCGCGAGUGGCUUCCUCACCUCGUGGAAGUUUCCCGCAGCGCUGGGCCUGCUGCUCACUCUCCUCUACACUUAUCUCUUUGGAUAAACUUUAUUUUUAAACAUUUUGUUCGGGCCGGAUCAAGUGUGUGAUUGUUUUGAUAGGCGGCUGGCUGCGGCCGCGGCCUCGGACCGGUUCUCCGGCCGCCGGUCCCCGCGUUGCGUGUCGUUGCGCUCACGCGUUCAGGACGACCGAGUGCUUCUAAUUAUCUUAUAAAGUAUUGUUUGUAAAUGUUUUUUACGUACCGAUGUUUUGUAUACGAUAAUAAAGGUUAUUUUGUUACGUUA
Molecule: messenger RNA, 629 nt
Organism: Papilio machaon (common yellow swallowtail)
Lineage: Eukaryota; Metazoa; Arthropoda; Insecta; Lepidoptera; Papilionidae
Product: cytochrome b5
Exons: 1
Coding region: 1-390 (129 amino acids)
Cellular component (GO): intracellular membrane-bounded organelle; membrane
Molecular function (GO): heme binding
Source: RefSeq, a predicted model, not a curated record